This is a messenger RNA of Schistosoma intercalatum, 216 nucleotides long. The record is from the annotation of a GenBank genome assembly. Lineage: Eukaryota; Metazoa; Platyhelminthes; Trematoda; Strigeidida; Schistosomatidae.
AUGAAUGAUAAUAAUAACAUUGAUAAUCAUUCAUUAAGUAAAUAUCAAAUUAUAUUAAAAGAUUUUCGUAAUAUAUCACAACAAUUUUCACCUUAUCACAUAAAUUUAAUUAAUCAAAGAACUAUUCAAAUCCCUGAACGUCCAUCUUCAAUACAUCGUUUAAAUCAUGAAGUAUUAUUCAAUCCUAAAAAUAUACUAUCAGUUGAGAGAGACUAA